Manihot esculenta (cassava) is the source of this 1676-nucleotide messenger RNA. Its product is annotated as probable protein phosphatase 2C 27. Gene Ontology annotation, molecular function: protein serine/threonine phosphatase activity; cation binding. The transcript is spliced from 4 exons. Gene Ontology annotation, biological process: protein dephosphorylation. Lineage: Eukaryota; Viridiplantae; Streptophyta; Magnoliopsida; Malpighiales; Euphorbiaceae. The record is from RefSeq and is a predicted model, not a curated record. Bases 261 to 1412 code for a protein of 383 amino acids.
AAAACACGACCAACUGAUUUUCAGCCACGCUUUCUUAGAAAAAUCUGGAAUUUAACGGCUCUUCUUCUUCUACAUUUCUAUACUCUCCGUCUACCCCAUUAUAUUCCCAGAAUCUUCUCAUCGAGUCACUAUUUUUCUUUGAUUCUCUCUCUAUUUUCCCUUGGCUCCUCACUUUGGAUUCCCGCAAACAAGAAGGAGUCGCUGCUAAAGAGUCUAAAAGCCUUCCGCUUUUCUUUCUUGUCAUUUAUCAACGUCCAGUCAUGUGUGUUAAGGAUUCUGAGGAGGUUACCCCAGAAAUCGAAAGCCUCGUCGACAAUUCCAACAUCAACAAGAAGCAGUCUUGGCCUUUGCAUUGUGAGAUCUUGCAUGCCCAGAUGGAUAAUUGGGAUAAAGACUCUUCCUUGAUUAGUUCCGGUGAUGGGAUCAGUCUCUGCAACUCGUUUCCUCUAGAUAGCAUCUGUGAGGAUCGAGUGGCUCUAGAGAGGAAACAUAAUAUUUUUCCUGUCCUUCGGUCAGGGGAAUGGUCUGACAUUGGUGGUCGGCCUUAUAUGGAGGAUACACACAUUUGCAUUAGUGACUUGGCAAAAGAAUUUGGUUACAAUUUACUUAGGGAGGAACCUGUUUCUUUCUAUGGUGUAUUUGAUGGGCAUGGGGGAAAGAAUGCAGCACAUUUUGUCCGGGAUCAUUUGCCAAGAGUCAUUGUUGAGGAUGCAGAUUUCCCAUUAGAACUUGAGAAAGCAGUCACAAGGUCGUUCGUUGAGACUGAUACAGCUUUUGCAGAGACUUGCACCCUUGAGUCUGGCCUCUCUUCUGGCACAACUGCGCUCACUGCAAUGAUAUUUGGGAGGUCUUUGCUUGUGGCAAAUGCUGGUGAUUGCCGGGCUGUACUGUCACGACGUGGAACAGCUGUAGAAAUGUCAAAUGACCAUAGGCCUUGCUGUGUUAAUGAAAGGACACGGAUCGAGUCCCUGGGGGGAUACGUUGAAGAUGGCUAUCUGAAUGGCCUGUUAGCUGUUACUCGAGCAUUAGGUGAUUGGCACCUAGAAGGGAUGAAGGUGAAGGGCGGCGAUAGAGGUGGUCCCUUGAGCGCUGAACCGGAGCUUAAAUUGAUUACUCUAACAAAGGACGAUGAGUUCUUGAUCAUCGGAAGUGAUGGAAUAUGGGAUGUGUUUUCCAGCCAAAAUUCAGUAUCCUUUGCUCGGAGAAGACUUCAAGAGCACAAUGAUGUGAAAUUGUGUUGCAAAGAAAUAGUAGAGGAAGCAAUAAAACGCGGAGCGACAGACAAUUUGACAGUUGUUGUCAUAAGCUUUCACUUAGAGCCACCUCCACAAGUGGCAGUAGAAAGGGGAAGAGUCAGACGAAGCAUUUCCGCCGAGGGACUUCAGAGUCUCAAAUGUCUGUUACAGGGGUAAUACUCAAAUUCUGAAUUCAUUUUCUUUUCUUUUUGGUCUCUGUAAAGUAAAACUAGUCAAUAAUGGGAAAGAGAUAUACUAGCUUUUACUCUUAAGUGUCUUAUUUGUGUACAUAAAUCACUCCGGAAAAGGAAAACUGAAAUUCUCCUGCCUGUUAAUUGUUGUUGAUUCAUUCAGUUUCAAGCAAAUGUAAUUGCAGGGACAUGAGAUUUGAAGGAUUGAACAAUUGAUACCAUUAUUUAUGACAUUGAACUUUUCUUUGUA